Molecule: messenger RNA, 1331 nt
Organism: Arachis duranensis
Lineage: Eukaryota; Viridiplantae; Streptophyta; Magnoliopsida; Fabales; Fabaceae
Product: nudix hydrolase 20, chloroplastic
Exons: 9
Coding region: 78-1205 (375 amino acids)
Molecular function (GO): 8-oxo-dGDP phosphatase activity
Source: RefSeq, a predicted model, not a curated record
AUAAACGGUUGGAUGACGGGUUUUCAGAGGCUUGAAGAAAACACAGCAUAUGCAUACAAGAAUAGCAAUCUUUGAAAAUGGGUUGGUGCUUAUGUAAGUGUCGACCCUUGUCAACGUUUUCUUCACUCUUGUACUCCUCAAAACCCUCUCUCCCCUUUCCCUCCACUUUCCUUCCUUCUUCUUCCAUCAAAUCCAGCUUCUUUUCUUGUUCAAUUUCUUCUUCUUCUGCGUUAGCCACUGGAACCUUCACUUGGGAAGAUGUGUUUCGCGUAUCUCAAUCUGCAGAAGAAGAAGAAGAAAACAACUCUUCCUAUCUCCAUGGCUACUUCCACAAAGUCCAAUUGUGCAAUCGUGGCUCUGGGAAACAAUCUGAGUUCCUUCCAUUUGUCAUUGAGGGUCAAACUGUUGGAUUCAUUCACGCUGGGUUUGUUGAGAAUUUCAAGAGCUUUAACGACGUGUUCGUUUAUAUCAAAGAUAACUCCAAUGGAGGCUCCGUUGGUGAAUUUUUUUCCUUGCAUCCAAUGCUGAAGACGGCCGAGGAAAGAACCAGUGCGGUCGCAUAUGUAAUAAAGUGUUUGGGUGAGAAGCAUAUUCCAGGUAUACGGAAUGAGCUCUACCCUGUGGUAUCAUCUUUUGGCUCACCCGUUCUCUUUUCAUUAGAACGUGCUGCAGCUCCGUAUUUUGGCAUAAAGGCUUAUGGAAUCCAUAUGAAUGGCUAUGUUGAGAUCGAUGGGCAGAAGCACCUGUGGGUAGGGAAGAGAAGUAACACAAAACAAACAUAUCCCGGAAUGCUCGAUCACCUAGUUGCUGGAGGACUGCCGCAUGGAAUCAAUUGUAAGGAGAAUGUUGCGAAGGAAUGCGAGGAGGAAGCAGGAAUACCCAGGUCCAUCUCUAUCAGGGCUAAACCUGUCAGUGCUGUUUCAUAUAUGGACAUAGAUGGAUACAGAUACAAGAGGGAUGUUCUAUUCUGUUAUGAUCUGAAGCUUCCUGAAAAUUUCAUACCGAAAAAUGAAGAUGGAGAGGUGGAGAGCUUCAAGUUGAUACCAAUUAGGCAAGUUGCAGAAGUUAUAAGGAAGACGCAAUUUUACAAGCCGAAUUGCGCUCUUGUAGUCAUCGAUUUCCUGUUCCGACACGGGUACAUCACUCCUGAAAAUUUUGGAUACUUGGAUCUCCUAAGAAGCUUAAGAAUAGGAGAGUGCUCCUAACACACAAAGCAUGAUCACUAUAUUUACUAGUACUGGUAUAUGCUUAUGCUCACAUUGGUAAUUUUUGUAACAACUUUUUUCUCAAGAAUCUGUGAAAAAAUAAUUGUCUAAUUCAGACAUUGAAUA